UUCCUCUGCUUUCGACUAAAACCUUGCAUUGAUUAAUAUAAAUCUUUAUUAAAGUAAGAACAGCAAGCUUGGGAAAAAAUGAUUUGUAAAGAUUUAAAUAUAUGUACAUUCCGAAUGUAUUCGAGUAAUAAGAAUGAAUCCAGCGUGCAGAUUGAACCUGGAGAGUAUAGAAUGCCAGGAGUGGAUGAACGAGGUGUGUGCCCACUGCGCCCACCUGCUGCCCGGUGUGGAGGAGGCGGAUCUCUGGGACAAGUGGUGGUCGGACGAGCUGCCCACUCCUUUCAAGUCCCGAGUCGAUCUAAUGUCCGCCUACGACUGCCACAAGCUGCGCAAAGAGGUUGCCCGCCAGGUGACGGCUAGAGCAGAUCGGGAAUGGUAUGAGGACGAAGGCAAUCCGGUCACGUGGACCCUCUACCAGCUGAUCAUACUAAUCAUGGUGAUGGUUUCCGCAGUGAUUGCCAUGCUGUGUGCCCUGAAAAUGCUCUGCGAUGGACUACGUCGCUGGUCGGGCAGCAGGAAGUGUGUUCCCACAAAAAAGAAGAAAGCCGAAGAGAAACCUCCGCCACCGCCUCCUCCUGCAGAUGUGGAGACCCCGCCACCCCGCCAAAAGGACGCCUGCAAGCCAGCCAAGCAGCCCAAGGCCUUCAUCUCCUUCGGCCGGACCACCGACCCACGCACGCGUUUCGGUCCCUACAAGCACCAGAAGCUGCUCCAAACCGCCUCCAUCCCGGAAUGCCAGCCGCCGGAGUCCUAGCGGAGUCCGGAGUCCGGGGUCCGCCAAGUCGCAGCCAUCGGCAUCGAUAUCGACAUCGCCAUCGACAUCACCCAAAGCGAUGGAGCGGCACGUCGAGCGGCAAUCGGCGAAAAACAAAUCGGCCACAAAAUAAGCGGCGAUUGAGCGCUGGCCAAAAAAUCGAAAACAAAUUCGAAGGCUGCCGGAGCUGUGCUCAAUCGCGGAUAAGAUUUAUGAAAUGUGUUCCGCCCCGAUUUGUUCUCUUUUUCCCGGUUCGCCUCUAGUCCUUUUCGGUUUCCUUUUUUAUGUUGCCGCGCUGCACGAAACACAAAAACAAAUAAAUAUUCAGACGUUGCCACAGUGGUUCUGAAAACGGCUAAAAUGUUUAUAAAUAUUUCGACUUGGGCGAUAUUAAAUUAUUCUUUUAGUAAUAAAAAAGAGCAAUUAAUAUAGCACUAA
This is a messenger RNA of Drosophila santomea, 1192 nucleotides long. RefSeq lists its product as uncharacterized. Lineage: Eukaryota; Metazoa; Arthropoda; Insecta; Diptera; Drosophilidae. The coding region runs from base 134 to 754 and encodes 206 amino acids. The record is from RefSeq and is a predicted model, not a curated record. The transcript has a single exon.